AUGGAGGAAAUCUUCCUAGCAUUUUGUGAUGCCUGCAAAAAAGGUUCAAAAACGGCAACCGAUAAGACGGUCAAGAAAAUAUGCACAGACUGUCAAAUUUAUAACAAAAACCUGAAUGCUAACCUGGUCGAUAUAGCCUUGAGAAAACACAUUGGAAAUCAGAAGCUGGAUAUGGACUUUCACAAUUUCGUUCGCUUCAUUGAAGGACCGCUAGGUGAAGCCUAUGCAUCCUCAAAAAAAAUUUCUUUGGAUGAAGCAGUGAACGAAAUCAAGGAAAAGAUUAUGAAGGGAAAUCCUAAAGCACAUGGUGCGACUCAAGUCAGCAGCGACGCCGCUACUGCCAGAUUGACGGAUGUAAAAGGUUAUACCGGCGCACAUAAAGAGAGAUUUGAUAUGGAAACUGGCAAAGGCAAAGGCAUUGAAGGUCGCGAAUAUGUUAUGGAUGAAAAAGCUCAAGCUGGAUAUGUAUCCGGCUAUAAAGGAAAAGAUACUUACGAUCAAACUCAUUGA
Echinostoma caproni is the source of this 510-nucleotide messenger RNA. The record is from the annotation of a GenBank genome assembly. NCBI's taxonomy places the organism in Eukaryota, Metazoa, Platyhelminthes, Trematoda, Plagiorchiida, Echinostomatidae.